CCAUGAUCCCACGUCAGCCCCCCCCCCUCCUUUGACUAGCGCUCCAACCCUUCCACCCCUUCGACCCCUCCCGGUGCACCAAGUGGCUCAGGCAUAGCAGUGAGUGGCCCGGACAUAGCAGUGGGCUGACGACGAGCAGCCAGGAGCAUGGCGUGGGAAGAUGCGUGCCGACAUCGAACUCGACGGUGACAUAUUGUGGCAUUCCUUCCUCAAGCCACCAGGGCGGUCGAACGGCUGGCACCACGGCGCCAUGUCUGAGACAUCAGAUCAUCAUGACAAGAAGUCACGCGACACACUGUGCCCCCUCAACACCAAGAGUGGUAUCAGCAGCAGCUCGGAGUUUCGCAUCGACUAUACAAUUGGCCCCGAGAAACGGCCUGCCCCAAGAACCACCCCCCUGCUGCACCAUUCCUACAUCGGCAUCCAAAUGGCGCCGCUCGAUCUCCAGCGGAGACUCCACGAGGCUCUGGAUCUCACCCAUCCGGCCAAGACAAGUUUGCCUGGGCUCAGCUUUUGGCUGUGGGUACCUACGCUCAAGACGGACGAAGAAAGAGUGUUCAGGUCCAACACCAAGGACUUUUGUUAUCGCCCGAAUUGCCUGGAAGAGGGAUACUUCUCUGCUCGACACGGACCGGCCGAUCCGGCGCGGUAUACUAAGGGUUUGGCGUGAUCUUUUCAAAAGGUGCUUAUGGGGAAUCCAAUAGCGCCCAAGGAGAAACAAAGCCACUGCUCAGUCCAUUAGUGCAGACCAGUGCCAACCGCUUGAACACAUCCAGAAGGCCUCAGUCUCCGUCCCCGCCCGUUUCAGAGCACGGAGACACGACCCCCUCA
Messenger RNA from Cladophialophora immunda, 831 nucleotides. RefSeq lists its product as uncharacterized. The record is from RefSeq and is a predicted model, not a curated record. Lineage: Eukaryota; Fungi; Ascomycota; Eurotiomycetes; Chaetothyriales; Herpotrichiellaceae. The coding region runs from base 161 to 670 and encodes 169 amino acids. The transcript has a single exon.